Molecule: messenger RNA, 1182 nt
Organism: Malania oleifera
Lineage: Eukaryota; Viridiplantae; Streptophyta; Magnoliopsida; Santalales; Ximeniaceae
Exons: 2
Coding region: 1-1182 (393 amino acids)
Source: RefSeq, a predicted model, not a curated record
AUGAUGAAAGAGGGCAGAACCAAACCCUACUACGGGGAAGCGUCCCUGAGGUCCUCAAAGCCACCAUUCAAUAAAGAAAUCAUGGAGGCUCCACUGCCAAGUAGAUUCAAGAUGCUCACCUUUGAAAGGUACGAGGGUCUAAAUAACCCAAUUGAUCAUCUGGAUACCUUCAAGAUGGUGAUGCAGUUGCAAGGGGCUCCAGACGCCAUCAUGUGCCGAGCUUUUGCAACAACCCUUAAGGGUACUGCCAGAGACUGGUACCGAACUCUACGACCCGGAUCAAUUGGUUCCUUCUCAGAGAUGGAACAACUAUUCACCGGCCACUUCCUUAGUGGCCGAAGAAUUGCUAAAACAAUGGGCCAUCUCAUGAGUAUGGCGCAAGGAGAGCAGGAGACUCUAAAGAAAUUCAUGCACCGCUUCAACACGACAACCCUAGAAAUCCGCAACCUAGACAUGGGGGUGGCUUUAGCAUCCUUGACAACGGCUCUCCAGCCUAGAAGCUUCUUAUACUCUCUAGGGAAAAAAUCGCUGGUGGAUAUGGGGGAGCUGAUGGCUCAAGCACAAAAAUACAUCAACUUGGAGGAGAUGAUGGAUACAAGAGGAAGUCGCAUAGAGCGGAAAAGGAAAAGUAGUAGCAGGGAGACGGGAGAAUCCUAUAGAUCCGCGAAAAGAUACGAGACUAGUGCACUACACACCAGCCUAAAGAUAAGAGGACAACCCAACAAGUUCUCUACCUACACACCCCUGAAUGUACCGCGCUCUGAAUUAUUGAUGCAGAUCAGAAAGAAGGACUAUGUCUCGUGGCCUGAACCCAUGCGAACGCCUCUUCACAAGCGAAACAUGUCCAAGUUCUGCGCAUUCCAUAGGGAUCAUGGUCACGACAUAGAGGAAUGCAUUCAGUUGAAGAAAGAAAUCGAAGCCCUAAUAAGAAAUGGAUACCUGUCAAAGUUUAUAAAGGAAAAAGAUCCACAAAGGGAACCUCUCGGGCAAAGGAGGCCUUGCGCAAAAGAGAAAGAAGUGCAGGUCAUAGGGGAAAUUGCGGUGAUCUUCGGAGGAUCCGCUAGCGGAGGAGAUAGUGGGGGUGCUCGCAAAAGAUAUGCUAAACAGACGCGUGUUGAUAGACAAAGGGAGCUCAGCAAACGUCAUGUUCUGGUUGGUCCUGGUCGGAAUGAAAAUCAAUAA